AAAGCUUACAGACGGUAUCGCCAGAAAAACAGUGACUCAAGCCCGCCGGUAGAAUCGACGAAAUCGUCGGUGGCGAAAGCUAUUGUCAAGAAUUUGCAACAAAAGGUGUUUGACGAAGUCAUGGCUCGCGCGGACAUUCCCACGGAAUUCGGUAAUCGAGAGGACCCGGUGGAAGCUGGCGAGGAACUUGAACGCGUAUUUAAAGAUCGAUUGAUGCGUGCUCGCUUGGCGGAGGAAGAUGGUGAUUUUUGUUUUGCAAAAUAAUGCGUACUUUAAGUAAAAUGUCAGAGAAAGAGAGAAAGGGAGAGAG
Vollenhovia emeryi is the source of this 310-nucleotide messenger RNA. RefSeq lists its product as uncharacterized. The annotation marks the transcript as partial. The transcript has a single exon. Lineage: Eukaryota; Metazoa; Arthropoda; Insecta; Hymenoptera; Formicidae. The record is from RefSeq and is a predicted model, not a curated record.